AUGGACCCCGAUGCAAGCAUUCCCGAACCAGCCCCCUCGGUUUUCAACUACGUUCUCUCCUUCCUCCUCGUCGGCGUAGCAUGGGGCUUUACAACACCCUUCAUCCGUCGCGCCGCUGCCGACUUUAACGCGCGUCAAGAGAAGCAGUCCCAAUCCCCGCGCGGACGAUCACAAUCACAUUCGCAACACCAAGCUGUGGACGGUGAAGAAGAGCAGGAACUGCUACCGGCGGAACAGGAAGGUGUGAGGAGGAGGAGUGGGAGUUUGCAGCGCCAAGACCAAGGCGAUGAGCAGGAUGGAAAUGAGGAUGAGGAUAAUAUCCCGACGCCGGCGUGGAAGAGGAGGGAGAAUGAGUCUUGGCUAAAGAAGAAGAUUGUCGGUAUUUUUUGGACGGUGGUGAAUUUGCUGAAGACGCCAGCUUAUUCGAUUCCGCUGGUGGUGAAUUUGACGGGGAGUAUUUGGUUUUUUUUGCUGGUGGGGAAACACGAGCUCUCGUUGACGGUGCCGCUGGCCAAUUCGAGCGCUUUCUUGUUCACGGUACUUGGAGAGUGGUAUGUGGAGCGCAAGGUCAUCGCAAAGGAAACGUGGCUGGGUUUGAUCUUGGUCUUGGGCGGUAUCGCUGUAUGCGUGCAUUCGAAGAAUCAAACUAGCUGA
Molecule: messenger RNA, 654 nt
Organism: Penicillium maclennaniae
Lineage: Eukaryota; Fungi; Ascomycota; Eurotiomycetes; Eurotiales; Aspergillaceae
Exons: 2
Coding region: 1-654 (217 amino acids)
Source: RefSeq, a predicted model, not a curated record